GAAGGAGACGAACCGGAAACGGUUGCUUGUUUAAAUAACAUCAGCCCGGGGUUGACUUCCUUUUCAGUCGCGGCCCCGUCGAGGAAGAUGGCGGCACAGAUCUCCAAGAAACGGAAGUUCGUGGCGGACGGCAUCUUCAAGGCCGAGCUCAACGAGUUCCUGACACGCGAGUUGGCGGAGGAUGGCUACAGUGGCGUGGAGGUCCGCGUCACCCCGACUAGGACCGAGAUCAUCAUCUUGGCCACCAGGACUCAGAACGUUCUGGGUGAGAAAGGUCGCCGAAUCCGUGAACUGACUGCUGUUGUUCAGAAGCGAUUUGGUUUCCCAGAGGGAAGCGUUGAGCUUUAUGCUGAAAAGGUUGCCACAAGAGGGCUUUGUGCUAUCGCUCAAGCAGAAUCCCUGCGUUACAAGUUGUUAGGAGGCCUGGCAGUGCGUAGAGCAUGCUAUGGUGUUCUUCGCUUCAUUAUGGAAAGUGGGGCCAAGGGCUGCGAGGUGGUGGUUUCCGGAAAACUCCGAGGCCAGAGAGCCAAGUCCAUGAAAUUUGUUGAUGGUCUGAUGAUUCAUAGUGGUGACCCAGUGAACUACUAUGUUGAUACAGCUGUACGCCAUGUACUGCUAAGACAAGGUGUAUUGGGAAUUAAAGUUAAAAUCAUGCUGCCGUGGGACCCAAGUGGUAAAAUUGGACCCAAGAAACCUCUGCCUGAUCAUGUCAGCAUCGUUGAGCCCAAGGAUGAGAUCUUGCCAACUACACCAAUUUCAGAACAGAAGGGAGGCAAACCAGAGCAACCUGUGAUCCAGCAGCCUGGACCAGUUCCGACUGCAUAAUUGGCAUACCAACAUAGAGCAGUAUCUAAUUUUCUGUACUUGUUCAAAUAAAACAAAAGAAAAAGG
Messenger RNA from Stegostoma tigrinum, 891 nucleotides. RefSeq names its product ribosomal protein S3 (gene rps3). The record is from RefSeq and is a predicted model, not a curated record. NCBI's taxonomy places the organism in Eukaryota, Metazoa, Chordata, Chondrichthyes, Orectolobiformes, Stegostomatidae. Gene Ontology annotation, cellular component: nucleus; cytosolic small ribosomal subunit. The coding region runs from base 88 to 825 and encodes 245 amino acids. Gene Ontology annotation, biological process: positive regulation of apoptotic signaling pathway; translation. Gene Ontology annotation, molecular function: RNA binding; structural constituent of ribosome. The transcript is spliced from 7 exons.